AUAGUUUUCAAUGAAAGAAAGAAGAUUUUGGUGCUGGUCGGCAUUUAAAUGAAAUUGCUAUUGAAAUCUCUUAUUAAUUUAGACGUCUAAUAAGAAGUGGAAAAAUGUCUUUAGAUUCGGAUACAGAAGCAGAUAUUUUAGAAAAUGUAGAGGAAGUGAUGGACAAUUUAUCAAAGGAACUUCAAGAUCUUUAUUCAUAUAGGCACUUGUUUUUCGAAAACCACCCAAUUGAGUUGGCAACAGAAAAAGAAAAACGGGUUGAAGAAAAGAAAGAGGUCUUAAUUGAGAAAUUUGAGUCCAUUGAUGCGGAUACACAGAUACCUGAUUCACUUCGGGCCAAAUUCCUCUACAUGAAAGGUCGAUGCUAUAACAUAAGUCCUACUUAUGAUGCAAGGGCCACUCAGUGCCUCAGCAAGGCUGUUAAGUUAAACCCAGCUUUGAUAGACGCAUGGAAUGAACUCGGAGAAAGUUAUUGGAAGAAUAUGAAUGUGAAAGAAGCAAAAUCGAGUUUUGAAGGUGCUUUAAAACAUGAACGCAACCGUGUAUCCUUGCGCUGUCUUUCAAUAAUUUUACGGCAAGAAAAUUGUGAUAAAAAACGUUCAGAAGCACAUUCGGCUAUUUUGAAAAGCGUAGAAUUGGCUAAGGAGGCCGUGAGCCAGGAUAUCAAGGAUGGAGUGUCCUGGUCUGUGUUGGGCAACGCUUAUCUGUGUCAGUUCUUCACGGUUGCUCAAGAUCCAGCUACGUUGAAGCUGUGUAUGAGUGCAUAUAAGCAGGCCUCUUUGGACCCUGUUGCCAAGGGACAGCCAGAUUUAUACUAUAAUAAAGGAAUUGCUUUAAAAUAUUCAGAGGUUUAUGACGAAGCAUUAUUUAACUUUGAGUAUGCCAGUCGGCUGGACCCACCAUGGCAGCCCCCGAAACAGGAGCGAACAAGACUGGUAACCUUCUUGAAUGCAGCUCACAGCCUGGUGCGGACCCGUGGUAAACUAAAGGCUAAGAAACUGACUACAAUGGUGCAGGCCAUUGACAAAAAGAUGUUAGGCGUCUACGGGGAAGGUCUUCAUUCUUUCGCUGGUCGCCGCGAGGUGGCGCUCGAGUACACUCGCCUGGAUGCCUUAGAAGAUGGUCCUAAUGAAGCCAAAGUGGUUCUAGGCAAAGUUGUGGGCUCCAUACACAACGAUAACGCGGUGCCAUUCACUUUCGCGUUGGUAGAUGAGAGCAUGGAAUGUGUGUUGGUGACCGUCUACAAUUGGGCAGACGGCCGCGGCGCCAUCAUAGGUGACUGUGUCACUAUACCCGAACCACUCAUCCGCACACACAAGUAUCAAGCUGAAGAUGUGAACUACGAUUUCAAAUCGAUACGAAUAAACAAUCCGCUGCUUCUACUUGUGAACGGGAAACGGGUUGCUCGCAACCAGUUUGCUUGCACAAGAGUUACCAGUACCUAUGAAAUACAGUGAGGAUGGUUCAAAGCAAUGGCGAGACGAGACGAGGUCUAAUUAAUAUGGGAAUUCAGAGAACGACCUUAUUGGGGUCGGUUUAGGAAGGAAAUCACCAACAUCGCCUAACACUAAGCGAGAAAACCGAAAAGCGAAUCAACUAAAGUGCCAAACGUCUGCUCCCAAGACCAGGAGUAAAGGUAAACUCACCGAAGUGUUUUUAAAUUAUAAUACUCAUUU
Molecule: messenger RNA, 1676 nt
Organism: Spodoptera exigua (beet armyworm)
Lineage: Eukaryota; Metazoa; Arthropoda; Insecta; Lepidoptera; Noctuidae
Source: the annotation of a GenBank genome assembly